AAUGUCUCUUAUCUUGCUAGAUGGCUGCCCUCCCCAUCUAAAUUUCUCUUAGCCACUUGAUCCACCUCCCAUAGGAUCUAUAUAAACACAUUUGAGUUGGUAUUCACCACCACACUCAAGCAAUUGCAUCACACAAACCAUAGUUUCUACACUCCCAAAUUGUUUCUAUAGCUUCUUUAAUUAGCACUUCCUAUACCUUCCAAAAAAAACAUUUGAAUAUGGCAAUCGGUAUGGGGCAUAUUUUCCGUGCUAAGCAAGGCCUUAGAAGAUCUUCUUCAAGAACAAACAAAGAAAGUGAAGUUCCUAAGGGGCAUUUUGCUGUUUAUGUUGGGGAGAGUGAAAAGAAGCGCUUUGUCAUUCCAGUUUCGUACUUGAAGGACCCUUCAUUCCAAGACUUGCUAGGUCAAGCUGAGGAAGAAUUCGGAUUUGAUCAUCCAAUGGGUGGACUUACAAUACCUUGUCCGGAGGAUACCUUCCUUGACAUCAUCUCUAGUUCAAGUACAUCUUGAGAAACAACAAAGAACAUAGUUUAGCGGAGAAAAAUUUUGCAUAGACAGUAUUCUUGUACAGUUUUUUGCCCCCAUUUUCAGCUGUCUCAUUAUCAGCAUGAAAACUGUAAAUUUCACUGAUUAUAUUAAGGCCUAUUGUUCACUAAAUUUCUGUAUAUCUGUGGACUUGGGUAGUUACAUUAUUGUUAUGUUGUUAAGAGAAAUUGAUGACUUGCUGGAAAGCAUUUUUUUAUUCU
This is a messenger RNA of Ipomoea triloba (trilobed morning glory), 745 nucleotides long. Its product is annotated as auxin-responsive protein SAUR21-like. The transcript has a single exon. The record is from RefSeq and is a predicted model, not a curated record. NCBI's taxonomy places the organism in Eukaryota, Viridiplantae, Streptophyta, Magnoliopsida, Solanales, Convolvulaceae. Gene Ontology annotation, biological process: response to auxin. Bases 219 to 509 code for a protein of 96 amino acids.